This is a messenger RNA of Hibiscus syriacus, 837 nucleotides long. RefSeq lists its product as uncharacterized. NCBI's taxonomy places the organism in Eukaryota, Viridiplantae, Streptophyta, Magnoliopsida, Malvales, Malvaceae. The transcript has a single exon. Gene Ontology annotation, biological process: regulation of DNA-templated transcription. The record is from RefSeq and is a predicted model, not a curated record. The coding region runs from base 1 to 837 and encodes 278 amino acids.
AUGAAAUUUUGCGGUCUCGAUCCAUACGAUUCUGAGAUUUUGUCUGAAAAGGGAAAGAAUGAUGAAUCUGGAUUCGAAUUGUGUGGAACUGAGAUCAAGGGAAGAAUUUCCAAUGAAGUUAUGAACUUGGGGUCUGUUAAAGUAGAACCAGGGAAGGAUUUCAUGGAAGGAUUGGAAUUAAGUGGUUUAGGAUCCACAAAAUCUACUUCUUGCAACGAUGCUGUGAUCGAUGCUUGCGAUUCGAGACCGGGAGGGGAUGCUUCGAACAAGUUAAUAAGUACUCCACUGAAUUCUGAGAGGUCUGACGAUUCCCAGAACAAGAACAAAUACAAGUGCAGGAUCUGCAGCAAGACUUUAAAGUCUCACCAGGCACUUGGGGGCCAUCAAACAAUCCACAGAAAGAGUAAUAUGUGCGGCGUAGAGCAGGUCGAGGAUCGCACGAAAACUACCCACAUUAGCAGUUUUCCUGACAUUGAUGAUAGUUGCAAGCUUGUGAAGGUUGAAUAUGUAGAGAAUUCAGUGGACCAGGAAAAGAAUGAGAUGACUAGUUCUGAAACAGGGGUGCAUAAGGUGCACAAACGCCUAAUCGGCUUAAAGGUUUUCGGAUCCGGGCAAGCUUUGGGUGGUCACAAGAGGUCUCACAUGUCGAAAGACCCUGGAACCAGCGAUAAACAGCCUGCAGAGCAGCUAGACCUUUCCGACAUCUCUUCUGAUGUUAUUGAUCUUAAUCUCCCUGUUAUGCACAAUAAAGAGGUUAAUGGUAACAUGGGAUUCAAGUCGUGCCGGCUCGGAACUGACUGCAAGAGUGAGGCUCUACUGAGCCUAGCUGCUAACUGA